Messenger RNA from Chelmon rostratus (copperband butterflyfish), 2553 nucleotides. Its product is annotated as deoxynucleoside triphosphate triphosphohydrolase SAMHD1-like. The record is from RefSeq and is a predicted model, not a curated record. Bases 231 to 1751 code for a protein of 506 amino acids. Gene Ontology annotation, molecular function: dGTPase activity. NCBI's taxonomy places the organism in Eukaryota, Metazoa, Chordata, Actinopteri, Chaetodontiformes, Chaetodontidae. Gene Ontology annotation, biological process: regulation of innate immune response; dGTP catabolic process; defense response to virus. Gene Ontology annotation, cellular component: nucleus. The transcript has 14 exons.
GUGUCCUGAUGACAUUAAAGGAUAAAGCAGGUCUGCCCUGAUCAGCUGUUUAAACAACAGCAUACAACAUUGUUUGUGUGACAUAACCUAGUCAUAACCUAACAGUUUCUAAAUGUGAAAGAGGACAUCAUCAGUGGACUCGCCGAAAACCAAGGAAUCGACUGUGGAGGAAAAGGACCUUCAACAACGGAAUACAUUUAGAGUAUCUCACAGGUCCUGAUUUGGAGAAGAUGGGCACAGAGAAAAAGGAUGACAAAAUCCCAGAAGGCAAGGUGUUUAAUGAUCCCAUCCACGGGCAUCUGGAGCUACACCCACUUCUUGUCAAAAUCAUUGACACACCUCAGUUCCAGAGACUACGAUACAUCAAGCAGCUUGGGGGGGCUUACUUUGUUUUCCCUGGAGCAUCCCACAACCGCUUUGAACACUCAAUUGGGGUGGGGUACUUAGCAGGACAGCUUCUACAAGCUCUGAGAACAAAGCAACCGGAACUCGGCAUCUCUGACCGAGAUAUCCUGUGUGUGCAGAUUGCUGGUCUUUGCCAUGACCUGGGACAUGGGCCCUUUUCCCACCUGUUUGAUGGAAUGUUCCUCACCAAAACAGAAAAAGAAAUCAAGCACGAGACUUUGUCUCGUAGGAUGUUUGACCACCUGGUGAAAUGUAAUUCUCUUGAGCAAGUGAUGGAGAAAUACGGCCUGGUGCCGUCUGAGGACCUGGACUUCAUCAAGGACAUGAUUGACAGGCCAAAAGCAGCCUCAAAAGAACCAGUCAGUCCUGCUCAUGUGAAUUGUGUGAAGUCUAAUCACUGCUACAGCAACCAAUGUCUAAUGCCACCUUGUCUGUCAUCUCCGCAGUGGCCGUAUAAAGGUCGGUCAGAGGACAAGUCCUUCCUCUUUGAUAUUGUGUCCAACAAAAGAAAUGGUGUCGAUGUGGACAAGUGGGACUACCUUGCCAGGGACUGCUACCACCUGGGCAUCCAGAACAACUUUAACUAUCGCCGCUUCAUGUCAUUUACCAGGGUGUGUGAGGUGGAGGGCGAACCGAAGCAGAUCUGCGUUAGAGACAAGGAGGUGGGCAAUCUGUACAACAUGUUCCACACAAGGUACUGUCUCCACAGAAGAGCUCUCCAGCACAAAGUCACCUAUGGCAUUCAGAUGAUGAUCGCAGACGCCUUUCUAAAAGCAGAUGAGCACAUCCAGAUUGAAGGCUCAGGAGGGGUGAUGUUCACUCUCUCCAAAGCCACAGAGGACAUGGAGGCCUACACCAAGCUGACAGAUUGUGUGUUUGAGACAAUACUCAACUCUUCCGAACAGAAGCUGGCUGGCGCCAAGGAGAUUCUGAAUAGGAUCUUGUCUCGAAAGCUGUACAGGUGUCUGGGUGAAAGGCAGAUUCACAAAACCAGUGAGUAUUUCUCCUACCUCCCAAAGGAGAGGAUUUGUGACUGGGAGAGGGAAUUGACUGAAGGGCUUCCUCAGGGGUUCACACCAGAAGACUUUGAACUUAGUGACAUUCAUAUGGAUUAUGGGAUGAAUGAGGAGGACCCUGUCAAUAAUAUGCAUUUCUACCACAAGGACCACCCAAACAGGGCAGACGAGAUCCCCGAAGAUGAGGUGCCCAGACUUAUCCCAAGGCAGUUUUCUGAGCACCUGAUCAGGUUUUACUGUAAGAAGGCUGAGUGCGCUGAUCUCACGGCUGAGCUGGAGGCUGUCAAGGAGAACUUCGAGGAGUGGUGCAACAACAACAACAAUUUUUAAAAAAAAGGCAAAGAAUAAAGGUGGCUUGGUGGGUAGCAGCGUCGCCUCACAGUUAGAGAGUUUGCUUUCCAGUAAGGACGCCUGGGAUCUUUCUGUGUGGAGUUUGCAUGUUCUCCCUGUGCAGCGUGGGUUUUCAAUGAAUGAGUGGUAGUCUGUCGGGCUGGGAUAGGCUCCAGCCCCCCAAAAGCAAACUGUGGUGUGAUGUUCUGUUGUCAUUCAAAGUAAACAUUUAAUUUGUGGUUUAGGGAUUUCAGAUAUCUAGUGGUGUUUUGGUUUAAUGUUUAUCACGUGAAUUAAUGUGGAAAUCUGAUUAGGCACAAUUUAAGCUUUGAGUGAUGUUUGAUUUGAGGUCAUUUGUGGUGGUUGUUUUGGUUUCACGUUGGUUAUUUUACUGUAUCUUUCCUCACCUACAACAUUUAUCAUGACUUAUUCAAUGCUAAUUUGGUUUUAAAUGUCUCUUAUCGUUGCCAUCUUUUAUUGAUCUUGUUUAUUUGUCUUUCUUUUGAAUGAUCCUACCUUUUGAAACUGGCCCUGUUCAUUUCUCAAUAUGAAAAAAGAAUUUAAUCAUUUCUCAUACUCUAUAGCUCAACUUGGCUUUUUUGCUGUAACCUGUAUGACUGUAGUUAAAACAAGCUUUGGGGGCCACUGUGUUGUAUCAUUGUGUGAAAAUAUAUUAUAUUCUUAAUAUGUAAUGGGCCUAUAAAGAACAUUCUUAUUACAACCUUUCAACUUUGUAUCUGUGGAGCGGGUUGAUAACAGAUUGUGCCUGCUCUGUUUGAAAUAAAACACUUUCUCUCUUUGA